Durio zibethinus is the source of this 1035-nucleotide messenger RNA. Its product is annotated as polyubiquitin 11. The record is from RefSeq and is a predicted model, not a curated record. Gene Ontology annotation, molecular function: protein binding. NCBI's taxonomy places the organism in Eukaryota, Viridiplantae, Streptophyta, Magnoliopsida, Malvales, Malvaceae.
UCGGCGGUGAGCCCCACCGCUUCAUUGGAUUCCUACCGUGUCAAUUAUGGCGGAAACCAACUUACUCUUUCGUGUCAAUAUUUCAUUUGUUGGUUGCUUCAGGAGUUUUCCUAUAAAUUAAUCACUAUAAUCACCUGUUUUCUCAUUCCAAACAGCUCGAUUUCUUUUUCUCAUUGCUUUUUCUCUUCAGCCAAUCAAGAUGCAGAUCUUCGUUAAGACCCUAACUGGCAAGACAAUCACCCUGGAAGUCGAGAGUUCCGACACGAUCGAUAACGUCAAGGCGAAAAUUCAGGACAAGGAAGGGAUCCCACCAGACCAACAGCGUUUAAUCUUCGCAGGAAAACAGCUCGAAGACGGCCGAACCUUGGCCGAUUACAACAUCCAAAAGGAGUCAACUCUCCACCUCGUCCUCCGUCUACGUGGUGGUAUGCAAAUCUUCGUCAAAACCCUGACUGGCAAAACCAUUACCUUGGAAGUCGAAAGCUCUGACACAAUCGACAAUGUCAAGGCGAAGAUCCAAGACAAGGAAGGAAUCCCACCAGACCAGCAAAGGCUUAUCUUUGCUGGGAAGCAACUUGAGGACGGUCGAACUUUGGCCGAUUAUAACAUCCAAAAGGAGUCGACCCUUCAUUUGGUUUUGAGGCUUCGUGGUGGGAUGCAGAUCUUUGUCAAGACUUUGACAGGGAAGACUAUUACUUUGGAGGUGGAGAGUUCGGAUACAAUCGAUAACGUCAAGGCGAAGAUUCAGGACAAAGAAGGGAUUCCACCAGAUCAGCAAAGGUUGAUUUUUGCUGGGAAGCAAUUGGAAGAUGGAAGGACCUUGGCUGAUUACAAUAUUCAGAAGGAGUCCACUCUUCACCUUGUCUUGCGUCUUCGUGGUGGUUUCUAAGUCUCCCAUGUGAACCGGUGUCUGGUUUUAUGUGAAGGAUUAUGAUGUCUGGCCCUGUUUAGGCCUUCUAAAUAAAUUUAAAGUCUUUUCUCUAUGUUUACUUUAUGUUAUGGUUUCUUUUGAAUAAAUUUGUAUAUUUACUGCAA